This is a messenger RNA of Patiria miniata (bat star), 1565 nucleotides long. RefSeq names its product deleted in lung and esophageal cancer protein 1-like. The transcript has 6 exons. Gene Ontology annotation, biological process: negative regulation of cell population proliferation. The record is from RefSeq and is a predicted model, not a curated record. NCBI's taxonomy places the organism in Eukaryota, Metazoa, Echinodermata, Asteroidea, Valvatida, Asterinidae. Bases 889 to 1242 code for a protein of 117 amino acids.
AAGUCAGCUUUAGGUUGAAAAGGUCAAUUUUGAAUGAUUAAGUUAAAAACACCCUCGACUCUUUUGAUCAAAACUGAAUUACAUGCUAAAGAGGGGCUCGCAAACUGCACAAUCGCUGAAAUCAUUUCAGGAAAGAACGAGGAAGCCACUCCAUUUUGAAAGUAUUUUCAUAACAAACUUUUGUGGAAUGUUGGAAAUUCCACUACUGCAAUUUCAAUCCAAGGUAUUAACCAAUUAUUGUAUCUCAUCAAGUGUUAUUCUUUCCUGUUAUUUCUAUACUGCAACCACAUGCCUUCUUAUUAAAGUUUAGCUCUGCCCACGUUGAUGGGUCAUAUAAUCCCUCAACUUCAACUGUACCCUCAAUUACAAGCAAGAUUACAAGCAAGAUUUUGCUCUCUAGCAAAGCACUCGAGAGGCGAAAAAUCAAGUGCGCAACAGUCAACUGAGUCAAGAGAAACAUCUGGUACUGGUCUCUAUUUUUGAACAUCGCUCCAUAGUCUGCUACCAGAGAGGAAAUGCUUGACGAUGUGAAGAUUCCGUGUUUUGUCGAGGGAAUGGCCAACCCACUCGUCCACUUAAUUCAUGUAUUGUGAGCGGCCUUAUAUGCCUAGUGACUAUCGAGACCCCGAACCCUAACUGGGAACAUGGGGACGAGGAAUUGUUGUUGGACUAUAUGGCCAUGAUGUCGAGCUAGGCUCCACCGACCCCUAGCCAUGUGGUCCAGGUCUCAAACCACACCGCCAUCGCCGCACCCUUCGAAUCCACAUCACCCUGGAACAUUUCGGAUCGGCCAAACCCCCGACACCACCAGACAAAGACAAGGAGUCCAAGGAUUCCUCAAAGCGGCGUGGCUUGCGGAAUCGCACGCCCAACCUGGCCAAUCCGCAGAUGACCCCAUCCUACCCGGACUUUGGCACGUGCCUGGUGUCGCAGCAGCGGGAGCUGGAAUUGACCAUCAGCAAUCCGACGGGCUCGGCCAGCUUCUGGACGGUCAUUUCUGAUCCCCAGCAGCAAGCAGAGGAAUUGUUCCGUGUUGUGCCGUCAUCCGGCUUUCUGGAAGCACAGGUCACCCACGUUUCUUGCAGCAAAGUGAUCCUCAAAGUUCACUUCACCGCCAGGCACAACGUGGCUUACAGGGGCAAGUUUAUCUUCCAAGGCAUGCUGGGGGAAACACCUCAGGCGCUUGAGGUUAGAGGUCAAGGGUCGUACGACAACCGACACGAAGCCUUGGUCGACGUGUGAUUGUAAAGGUUGGAAGGGGAUGGACACCAUUUGCAAACAAUAAAAAAAAAACAUCAAAAAAUUGUGAAACAUCCUAUAAAAUCAUUGUGUGUGGUAAGCUGUCAUUUUUGUUUAGAAAAUGAGGACUUGCCAUGUUUUCUGCACAGUGGUUAGCACCAAACCAAAGUGCUUUGACUGGAAACCUGUUCUUUGUGUCGAGACAAAACAAGAUACUAUUUCACCCUUUUUCCUAAAAAAAAGGUAUGAUGUCAACCUCGUCCCCGGGGUGUCAAGCAGUACGCGCCCAUCACUACCUGCUCUCUCACCCUGGUAUUGGAUCAUUU